Molecule: messenger RNA, 1291 nt
Organism: Cydia amplana
Lineage: Eukaryota; Metazoa; Arthropoda; Insecta; Lepidoptera; Tortricidae
Gene: NGR-A17
Product: galanin receptor type 3
Exons: 4
Coding region: 19-1140 (373 amino acids)
Biological process (GO): cellular response to hormone stimulus; G protein-coupled receptor signaling pathway
Cellular component (GO): plasma membrane
Molecular function (GO): G protein-coupled receptor activity; peptide binding
Source: RefSeq, a predicted model, not a curated record
UGCAGGCAGAGAUGCGCGAUGUUCAGUAACGCGAGCUCGGGCGCGUGGGAGGAUGGCCACACCCACACGCACGCGUCGCACGCGCAGCUCGCACCGCUCCUAGCGUUGUACGUGCUCGUCAGUCUGCUAGGAGUCAUCGGUAAUAUAAGUCUAAUGGCGGCGCUGGCGUCCGGCGGCGCGGCGCGCCUGCGCACGCCGCAGCUGCUCAGCGCAUGCGCGGCAGACCUGCUCGUAUGCGCAGCUUCAGCCCCGCUCGCCGCCACGCGCGCCGCCGAGCUACACUCGGAGACGUGCCACGUAGGAUACUACGUCGAGUGUUUCCCCGUGGCCGCCAGCACUUUGAGCCUGGUGGCGAUGGCAGCGGAGCGCUGCGGGGCAGUGCGGCGGGGCCGUGGGGCCUCCGCGCGUUCACGGCCCUAUUUGGCAGUGUCUGCCGUGUGGCUCAGCGCACUGCUGCUCAGUAUGGCGGCCGUGACGGCGAGCUGCGUGUCAUGGCGGCCGCUGGCCGCGGCGCACGCGCUGGUCACCUACUGCUUUCCCGUGCUGGCCGUGGCGCGGUGCCACUGGGCCGUGCGCGUCAAGCUGACGGCUCUGUCCCUCACCGCCCGCGCCGCGCACGGCGAGCUCCCCCUGCCGGUGCCGCUCAUGCGCCGCCCCACGCACGUCAUCAUCGUCGCCGGCGUCGGCCCGCGCGAGCGCCGCGACGCCGUCGACGUCGGCGACGUGCGCUCCAAGAGACUCCAGCCGAGUCUGCUCGGUCCUCAACCGUUGACGUCGACGUUACACGCGCGCCGGCGGCUGGGUAACGUCCUCGUCGCUAUUGCGGCGAUUUUCGCGGCAUGCUGGUGCCCGCAUGCGGCUAUAGUCGUUUGCGGGGCGUUCGGGCUUCAAGCGCCGCCGCUUCUGCAACAGUACGCGCUGCUUUUCGGGCAUGCGCAUUCGGCUCUUAAUGCGGCAGCUUAUUGGGUGUUGAAUAGACACGCGUUGACGUCGGCGUGCGCGGCGUGGCGCCUGCCGCAGCUGCGGGUGCGGGAGGAGCGGCCGUCGUCGACCAACGAGGCGGCGCUGGGAGCCUUCCACCCGCGCCUCGCGCGCCCGGCGCCCUCGCCGCGCCCGCCGCCCUCCAGCUACCUGUACUAGGUCGGUGCCGAUGCCGGCGCGACUACACUUUGUUAAUGGAUAGAUAAGUGUCUAUGAGUGGUUAAUGUGUGUUGUUAGCGCUGCUGCGCUUACGCCGAGGCACGAUCCUCGAUAUGACCUACGUAUCAUAUAAAAUAUGUCACCGACCACA